AUGAUGGGAUCUUUUCUUGCAAGAGCCCUUGUGCUGGUUUUUGGUUAUGCAUAUCCGGCAUAUGAGUGCUUCAAAUCUUUGGAGAAGAAUAAACCAGAGAUUGAGCAACUUCUCUUUUGGUGCCGCUACUGGAUUAUUGUUGCUCUGCUUACAGUCUGUGAGAGAGUUGGAGAUGCCUUUGUUUCAUGGGUACCAAUGUACAGCGAAGCAAAGUUGGCAUUCUUUAUAUAUCUCUGGUAUCCUAAAACAAAGGGAACAACAUAUGUCUAUAACUCCUUCAGGCCCUAUGUGGCAAAACAUGAACCGGAAAUUGAUCGUAUCCUCUUGGAGUUGAGGGUGAAGGCUGCGGAUAUUGCAGUUGUUUAUUGGCAAAAGGCUCUGAUUUAUGGGCAGACAAAGUUUUUCGAGACUUUGCAGUAUGUUUCUUCUCAGUCAGCAGCACAGCCUCAAUCUAACCAAGAACUCAAGGAUAAGGAAAAAUAG
Corylus avellana is the source of this 483-nucleotide messenger RNA. RefSeq names its product putative HVA22-like protein g. The record is from RefSeq and is a predicted model, not a curated record. Lineage: Eukaryota; Viridiplantae; Streptophyta; Magnoliopsida; Fagales; Betulaceae.